Messenger RNA from Pestalotiopsis fici W106-1, 1770 nucleotides. RefSeq lists its product as uncharacterized. NCBI's taxonomy places the organism in Eukaryota, Fungi, Ascomycota, Sordariomycetes, Amphisphaeriales, Sporocadaceae. The transcript has a single exon. Bases 1 to 1770 code for a protein of 589 amino acids. Gene Ontology annotation, cellular component: nucleus. The record is from RefSeq and is a predicted model, not a curated record. Gene Ontology annotation, biological process: mismatch repair; base-excision repair. Gene Ontology annotation, molecular function: 4 iron, 4 sulfur cluster binding; adenine/guanine mispair binding; purine-specific mismatch base pair DNA N-glycosylase activity.
AUGUCCAGCACAAAGAGGAGUAAAUCCAGCGAUUCAGACGCGUAUGAGAGUAGCACCAGCGACCGCGAUGAGGCUGAGCGGGCAAACAAGAGACGAAAGACUACCCGUCCGGCCCCAAAGCGGAGCAAUGGAAACCCAGGAAGCGUGCAACAACUCUUGAGCGCCGAUGGUGCGCCGUCAGUACCCAUUGAGCCCUGUGCACUUCCUCAGCGUCAGCAUAUUCUGUCAUAUCACCGGCCUCUUCUGCUAGAUCGGCGACAUGGUCGCGACGCGCUUCUAAAGUGGUUCGACGGCACUUCUGCAACACGCGGAAUGCCAUGGAGGAAACCGUGGAUCGAUCCGAGUUCGGUUCCCGACCCCGCUGCACUGCGCGAGCAGCUAGAGCGGCGCGCCUACGAGGUCUGGAUCUCCGAAAUCAUGCUCCAGCAGACCCGGGUCGCAGUCGUUAUUGAUUACUGGAACCGCUGGAUGGAGAAAUGGCCGACGAUUCACGCCCUGGCGGCCGCGAGCCCCGACGACGUCUUGGCCAUGUGGCGAGGUCUUGGAUACUAUAGCCGCGCCACUCGGAUCCACGAGGCGGCGAAGCUUGUCUGUGGCGACUCGGUCAUGAAAGGCCUGCUCCCCAGUGACGUGGUCGAGCUGGAGAAGAAAGUGCCCGGUGUUGGCCGAUACACGGCUGGAGCAAUCACGGCCAUUGUGUUCGGAGAGGCGAGUCCAAUGGUUGAUGGAAAUGUACUCAGAGUGCUCAGCAGACAGAUGGGUGUGUUGGGAGACGUAAAAACCGACAAAGCGACGAUCGACUUGCUAUGGAGUAGCGCUGAUGCUCUUGUCAAAGCCGUCGCUAAUGAUACAGAGGUCGACGAAGAAGGAGAUGUGUCGAAAGACCGACCACGAACAAGCAACCGGCCAGGGCGAUGGGGUCAGGCUCUGAUGGAGCUGGGGAGUACAACUUGCACACCAAAGCCAAAUUGUGCGGCCUGUCCUAUCACGGCAUCGUGUCGUGCAUAUGGAGAAGGCCUGCAGUCUGCCACGAAGAAGGAGAAGUUGAAGCUCGAGACCCCGCCUGCUCCGACUGACAUCGAAGAUGUGUGUACAUACUGCAAACCCUUUGAAGAGUAUGCGGAAAUGGACGGAGAUGAGGAGGGGACCUCGACCAAAGUCCCUACAAAAUCCAAAGCAGGGACAAAUGCCAAAGAUGGAAAGAAGCAAUCGUCUCUAUCGUCCUUCUUUACAUCGCAGAAUGGGUCCAGCAAGACGAAACCAAAGACUGCUACACCUUCUACCGAGCCCGAUGCAGCCACCCUGGAGAAAAUCAGUAAUCACGCGCGCAAAUUCCCCGUCAAGACCAUCAAGAAGGCCGUCCGCGAGGAAGAGACUCUCGUUUGCGCGAUCCGGCGCAAAAGUGACGGGCAAUAUCUCAUCCAGAAACGACCAGAAAAGGGACUCUUGGCAGGCUUGUGGGAGUUUCCAUCACUUUUGUUGCCCGAGGCAAAGGAGACGACGACAAAAAGCAGAAAAGAGACCGCGACCAAGUUUGUUCAUGAGCUCGUGGGCAACGAGGUCAAGCAUGUUGGCGAGCUUGGCAGCAUACCGUGGCUGUUUUCUCAUAUCAAAUUAACAAUGCAUGUUCAUCUGUUUGUGCUCUCGGAUGAAAAGUCCGCUGACGCAGAGCUUGGUAAGAGAUCUCGGUGGAGCGAUGAUGUAGAUUCCGAGUCCAUGGGUACCGGAAUGAGAAAGUGCUGGACAAUGAUUCAAGAUAAUGAUACAUAA